AUGCCUUCCAAACCUAGAGUCAUAUAUUGGUUUCGAACGGAUUUGCGCCUCCACGAUUCACCUGCCCUGAAAGCGGCUUUAGAUCUCAAACCAGAGUGCUUGUAUCCCGUAUGGUGUUGGGACCCACACUAUGUCUAUCGCGCCAGAGUUGGACCGAACCGAUGGCAGUUUCUUAAAAUAAACAAAAAGUCCAAGUUGUUCGUUGUAAGAGAGGCGCCCCAGACGGUGCUUCCUAAGUUAUUUAAGGCAUGGAAGAUAUCUCAUCUUGUAUUCGAGAAAGAUACAGAUGCGUAUGCGCGGGAUAGGGAUGAGAGCAUUAACAAGGAAGCGAAGGCCGCAGGUGUAGAGGUCAUCAUGAAGAUGGGCAGAACGUUAUAUGACCCAGAUGAACUGGUAAAGCGCAAUCAUGGGAAGCCUACCAUGAGCAUCAGCCAAGUAGAGAAGGCCGCAGAAAAACUGGAAGUGGCCAAGCCAGUUCCGACUCCUGAAUCUCUUCCGGAUCCAGGGGACACAAACAUCGACUUCGAACCAACGCAACCAUCCCCGGACCCAGACUUCAACGACAUCCAGCGACAUGCGCCGGACAAGUCUUAUCACAAGCUAUCAGGCCCGAAUGGCGACUUCGCCCCUCCAACGAUGAGCGAGCUCGGCCUCAAAGAAGCGACCUCCCAGCACCGUGGCGGCGAGUCCGUCGCCCUCAAGAACCUCGAGAAAAUCAUCUUCGACGCUGACUACACGGCCACAUUCUCCAAACCGCAGACCGCGCCUACAGCAUUCAACCCGCAAUCCACGACACUCCUCUCCCCGCACCACCACUUCGGCAGCCUCAGCGUCCGGCUCUUCUACUGGCGCAUCAUGGAGGUCCUCGAAAAGUAUCCCAAGAACAAACAAUCCACGAUCCCCACGAACCUGAUCGGCCAGCUCCUCUUCCGCGACAUGUACUUCGCCGCCCAAGCCACCCUGGGCUACUCCUUCGCUCAAACGGUGGGAAACUCCCACUGCCGCUUCGUCCCCUGGCAUCUCCCCUCCAAAAUCGAUCCCGCAAACAAUCUCAUCACGGCCUCCUACCACAUCGACAGUGAAGAAGCCGAGAUCUGGUUUCAGCGCUGGAAAUGGGGGAAGACAGGCUUCCCAUGGAUCGACGCCGUGAUGCGCCAGCUGCGCACUGAGGGAUGGAUCCACCACCUCGCUCGUCACGCCGUCGCGUGUUUCCUCACGCGAGGCGGGUGCUACAUCAGCUGGGAGCGCGGGGCGGAAGUGUUCGAGGAGUGGCUCGUCGACCACGAAGUCAGUUGCAAUUCGGGGAAUUGGCAGUGGUUGAGCUGCACGGCGUUUUACGCGCAGUACUACCGUUGCUAUUCCCCUAUUGCUUUUCCGAAGAAGACGGAUCCGAAUGGGGAUUAUGUGCGGCAUUAUGUGCCGGAGCUGCAGAAGUUGCCGGCGAAGUAUAUUUAUGAGCCGUGGAAGGCGCCGAUUCAGGAUCAGAAGAAGGCGGGGUGUUUGGUUAAGGGGGAGGAUGUUGGGGAGGAGGGGGGCAGUAGAGUGUAUCCGAAGCCGAUGUUUGAUUUUAACGAGAGGAGGGAGAUAUGUAUUGAGGCGAUGAAGAAUGCGUAUCAUGUGGGUCUCUAUGGGGAUAAUAAGAAGGUGCUUGAUGGGACGUGGAAGGAGCUUUUUAGUGAUAGUGCGGAGGGACCAACCGAGGGAAAGAAGGAAGAGGGGAUGAAUGGUGCGGAUAGUGAUAUAGGGGAACAUGCAGAUGACGGCGAGGGAGAGGAGAAGAAGAAGAAAGGUGGGCAGCAAAGCCCGAGUAAGCAGACGGCGCAGAAGAGAAAGGGGCAGGGGACUUUAGAUGGGCAUGUCAAUGGUGGGAAGGGCAAGAAGAGGAAAACGUAG
This is a messenger RNA of Bacidia gigantensis, 1893 nucleotides long. RefSeq lists its product as uncharacterized. Gene Ontology annotation, cellular component: cytoplasm; nucleus. NCBI's taxonomy places the organism in Eukaryota, Fungi, Ascomycota, Lecanoromycetes, Lecanorales, Ramalinaceae. The transcript is spliced from 3 exons. Gene Ontology annotation, biological process: circadian regulation of gene expression; entrainment of circadian clock by photoperiod. Gene Ontology annotation, molecular function: FAD binding; DNA binding. Bases 1 to 1893 code for a protein of 630 amino acids. The record is from RefSeq and is a predicted model, not a curated record.